CUCCCUUUCUUAUAUUCAGAUUACUGAUUUCGUCUACGCUUCUUCUUCUUCUUGCCAUGGCUGACGAUGGAGAGUGUCCAUCCUCUUUCGAGUGUGGGAGUUUUGGAACCAUCAAGUUUCCUUUCACAGACUCACGACACCCACACUGUGGCGUGAUGCCAAUCCAUGGCUGCGAUGAUCCAAAUCCAGAUGCCCUCAAAACCAUUCAACUAACCAACACAACAAGGUUUACUGUUUUAUACGUAGAACCUCAUACCAUAACCAUCAAAGAUAUUAAUCUGUAUGAUUAUUUGAGAUCCAAAAGUUGCAAAACAUUCAGCAACAACAUAACUCUUCCUCAGAUUCCCACCUCUCCUUUAGGCUCUUUCUACAUCAAAUAUAAUAUAACACUUUUCAGAUGCAACAAGUCCCUCACUCUCAACCUUUCCCGGCGUUUUCAUAACUAUAGGGAGUGUCCAGAGUACAAUGUCUACUAUGGCUUUCCAAAUGAGGAAAUUCCUAAGGGAUUUCAGUGGCCAACCAAUUUAACAUCAUGUUCCAAUAUUCAGUUACCAUUAAAAGACGAGUCAGAUACUGGGGACCCAUUUUCGUUUCUAUCUGCUGAGAUGCAAUUGGAAGUACUAUUAUCUGAUGACUGUGCCAAGUGUGUUCAGCACCAAAGUGGUCAAUGUCAACUUGACACCCAAGGCAAACUCUAUUGUGCCAAAAAUAAAAGAUCGGCUCAAAAGCUAGGACUAGGAAUUGCACUCCCGGUCUUUACUAUAAUUGGGUUGUUGCUGAUUCUAUGGCGUUGCAAAGCAAAAUGCGGUAUUGUUCUGUACUCAAAUCCAGAACCAGAGAGUUGCAGCGUAUACUUUGGGGUCCCUGUCUUCUCCUAUAAGGAUCUUCAAGUGGCUACAAAAUAUUUUGACCCUUCAAGAGUUCUUGGUGAUGGAGGCUUUGGUACUGUUUACUAUGGAAAACUCAAAGAUGGACGUGAAGUUGCCAUCAAGCACUUAUACGAGCACAACUCUCGGCGAUUAGAACAAUUCAUGAAUGAAGUUAAGAUCCUAACGCGUUUGCGACAUGUAAAUCUCGUGUCCCUCUAUGGCUGCACUUCAUAUCACAGCCAUGAAUUGUUGCUUGUGUAUGAAUACAUUCCAAAUGGCACUUUAGCAAGUCAUCUGCACCAUGGAUCAUCAAGAUCUAGCUUUCUUCCUUGGCCUAUUAGAAUGAAAGUUGCCAUAGAAACUGCAACUGCACUGGCUUAUCUCCAUGCUUCAGACAUCAUUCACCGCGAUGUCAAGACCAACAACAUUCUUCUAGACAACAGUUAUUGUGUUAAGGUUGCGGAUUUUGGGAUGUCAAGAUUGUUUCCAAAUGAUGUGACACAUGUAUCCACAGCUCCACAAGGCACCCCUGGCUAUCUUGAUCCGGAAUAUCACCAAUUCUAUCAGCUUACGAGCAAGAGUGAUGUGUAUAGUUUCGGGGUUGUGCUCAUUGAGCUUAUAUCUUCUAAGCCUGCAGUUGAUAUGAGUAGGCAUAAGGAUGAGAUUAGCUUGGCGAAUCUAGCCAUAAACAAGAUUAGAAAAGGCGCAAUUGGAGAGCUUGUUGAUCCUUUCCUUGGGUUUGAGUCAGAUAGUGGCGUUAGAAGGGAAAUAGUUAUGGUGGCAGAAUUGGCAUUUCAGUGUUUGCAAAGGGACAGAGAAUUGAGGCCCUCCAUGGAAGAGGUGUUGGAGGCACUGAGGAGAACAGAGAGUGGGAAGGAAGAGGCUGAGGAUUCACAUGGUGAUGUGCUUUCAGAAGAAGAUGAUGAAGAAGAGAUGAAAGUGUUGAAUGAGAUGAAGGCAACACCUUCGCCUAAGGCAGUGACUGAUAAGUGGGAUAGUGAAUCAUCUAUUACACCCAAUAUCAGUUCCCAAUCAACCAACCAAUCUAAUGUUGAUGUUCGGAUUAGUUCACUUAAUCUAGAAAAAAUGAAGUAGCGGGGUCUGAUGAUGAUGAAUUGUUGAUGAUAACACAUAAUUUUGUUAGUGAACUUUUUAAAAAAAAUGCAAAUCAGUUGCUAAUGAAUUGACCUAUAGUUAAAACAAAUUGUUU
Arachis duranensis is the source of this 2079-nucleotide messenger RNA. RefSeq names its product LEAF RUST 10 DISEASE-RESISTANCE LOCUS RECEPTOR-LIKE PROTEIN KINASE-like 1.1. The transcript is spliced from 4 exons. Lineage: Eukaryota; Viridiplantae; Streptophyta; Magnoliopsida; Fabales; Fabaceae. The coding region runs from base 57 to 1964 and encodes 635 amino acids. The record is from RefSeq and is a predicted model, not a curated record. Gene Ontology annotation, biological process: protein phosphorylation. Gene Ontology annotation, molecular function: protein kinase activity; ATP binding.